Molecule: messenger RNA, 2209 nt
Organism: Cornus florida
Lineage: Eukaryota; Viridiplantae; Streptophyta; Magnoliopsida; Cornales; Cornaceae
Product: L-type lectin-domain containing receptor kinase IX.1-like
Exons: 1
Coding region: 3-2198 (731 amino acids)
Biological process (GO): protein phosphorylation
Cellular component (GO): plasma membrane
Molecular function (GO): carbohydrate binding; ATP binding; protein kinase activity
Source: RefSeq, a predicted model, not a curated record
UCAUGCUCUGCAAGUACUCGUACUACUCUUGCAAUUACAGUACCCUUGUAAAAUUACCUAAGAGGCUUCUCUAUAUUUUCUUCAUGAUCACCUUUUUCUUUCUUCUCAUCAUCCCUCUUGCAACACCAUUAGAAUUCAACAUCCCUGCAAUCACAAGCAAUGAUCUAAACGUCAAAAUAAGAGUCUACGGAGACUCUUAUGUCUCAGCACAAGGCCUCCAAGUCACCCCAGACGAGCGCGGCCAAGCGCCAACAGAUAAAGUUGGUCGAGCCACAUAUAUUGAAGCUCUGCACAUUUGGGACAAGGCUUCUCAAAACAUAGCAGACUUCGCCACCAAUUUCUCCUUUGUCAUUGAUUCAGGAGGAAGUUUAAACCACGGCGAUGGAUUUGCAUUCUUCCUGCUUCCCUAUGUUUCGAAUAUAAGUACUAUCCUCAACACAAAAGGAGGUGCUCUUGGUCUUCCAAUCGACCCUGUCACAAUUAACGCCACCACUCCAUUUGUUGCUGUGGAGUUCGACACUUUUAAGAAUGAUUGGGAUCCAUACAACCAGACCGACAGUCAUGUAGGUAUCAAUCUUAGCUCUUUGAGAUCUGUUAACACUUCAAUAUGGUAUGGUAAUAUUACUCAAGGGGGAGAAAAUGAAGCAUCGAUUACUUAUAAUUCUAGAUCGAAAACUUUGAGUGUCAGCUUCACUAGUAUUGUAAAUAAUGCAAUAGUUCGACAAGAUAACCUUAGUUGCAUUGUUGAUUUGAGUGUCAUCUUGCCGGAAAUGGUUUAUUUUGGCUUUUCAGCCUCAACCGGAGCAUCUUUCGAAAAACAUGCCAUUAAAUCAUGGAGUUUCAGUUCAACAGAUCUGCCAGUACCAGUGGCACCGAGCCCCAGUUCAGGCUCAACAGAUCCAGUGCCGGAGACACCAAGCACCAGUCCAGGCCCCAAACCUAAAGGAAAGACGGCACUAGUGGUGGGAUUAGGUGUUGGCUCAUGUGUUUUGGUUGGUGGAUUGGGUUUGAUUGCCAUUUGCUUGUGGAAGAGAAGGAGUGCAGGAAAAGAAGAAGAAGCGGCAUUUGUCUUUGAACUAUCCAUGAAUGAUGAAUUUGAGAAGGGUAUUGGACCAAAGAAAUUUUCCUACAGUGAGUUGGCUCAUUCGACAAAUAACUUUGAUGAAGAAGUAAAGCUUGGAGAGGGAGGGUUUGGUGGUGUUUAUAGAGGUUUCUUGAGGGAGACGGCUUCUUAUGUUGCGGUGAAGAGGGUCUCAAGAAGUUCUAAGCAAGGUCUUAAAGAGUAUGCAUCGGAGGUUAAGAUCAUUAGCAGAUUAAGGCAUAAGAAUUUGGUGCAGCUCAUUGGUUGGUGCCAUGAAAAAAAUGAGCUACUACUUGUUUACGAGUUCAUGCCAAAUGGGAGCUUAGAUUCCCAUCUUUUCAAAGGAAAAAGCUUAUUGACAUGGGCAAUGAGGUACAAAAUUUUCCAUGGCUUGGCCUCUGCGUUGCUCUAUCUUCACGAAGAGUGGGAACAAUGCGUGCUGCAUAGGGAUAUUAAAUCAAGCAAUAUUAUGCUGGAUUCAAAUUUCAAUGCCAAAGUUGGGGAUUUUGGGCUAGCCAGGCUCGUUGACCAUGAAAAAGGAUCCCAAACAACACUUUUGGCAGGGACAAUGGGCUACAUGGCUCCUGAAUGUGUCCUUACGGGCAAGUCUAGUAAGGAAUCAGAUGUUUACAGCUUGGGAAUCGUUGCACUGGAAAUAGCAUGUGGAAGAAAACCAAUUAAUCUCAGGGCACCAGAAACUCAAUCAAGACUGGUGGAGUGGGUUUGGGACCUCUAUGGAACAGGAGAGCUUCUUGAAGCAGUAGAUCCCAAAUUAUGUGCCGAUUUUGAUGAGCAAGAGAUCAAAUGUUUGAUGAUUGUUGGGCUUUGGUGUGCUCAUCCUGAUUACAAUCUCAGGCCUUCAAUUAGACAGGCAAUUCAUGUGCUUAAUUUUGAAACUCCACUUCCCGUUCUCCCAUCAAAGAUGCCCGUACCAACAUAUCUUGCCCCUGAUCCAGUGAAUGCACCUGUAUCUUCAUUUUCAUUAUCCUUUGAUAUCACUGUCUCUGAGAGUAACCAAAUCCAUUAUUCGAGCGGCAGUUACAAUACUGAUUCCUCAAAGCUUACCACGUCUUCUACAAUUUCCUCUGCAACUGCAUCUCUUUUGCAUACACGGUAAGGUGAUUUGAA